Molecule: messenger RNA, 1359 nt
Organism: Hepatospora eriocheir
Lineage: Eukaryota; Fungi; Microsporidia; Hepatosporidae
Source: the annotation of a GenBank genome assembly
AUGAAUGUUGAAAGUAUGGAAGAUUUGAAGGAUAAAAUUAGAGAAGAGCUUAAUUUUGAUAAAUUUGAUCUUUAUGCGGAUGCAGAUAAAGAGACUGUAUUAGACAAGUGUACUGAAAAUUGUAGAGUAUUUGUAUUUCAAAGAGAAGAAGAUACGAAGGUUAAAAAAAAGAGAAAAGAUGAGGAAAAAAAAGAUGAUAAAUUAGAUUCGUUAAACAUAGAAAAGGAUGAUAAGAACAAUAAUAAGUAUCUAUCUUAUAAACUAUACAAAGAGUUAUUAAAAGAAUCAAAUAGAGAGGAACCUGAGUAUAAUUAUAUAGUUAAAAGAUGUAGUGAACAUUCACGUAAUGAAAUGUGUACUAGAUGUAUGGAAAGAACCAUAACUUUAGUUCCUCAAGUAUAUAGACAUGUUGAUUAUGUUGAGUUUGAUAAUAAGGAAGUAGUUGAAGAGUUUAUUGAAAGUUGGAAAAAUAGUAAGAGACAACGGAUUGGUCUUUUGGUGGGUAAAAAGAUUGAAAAAGAUAAAAAAAUUAGAGGAAUAGUAAGUGCUAUUUGGAAAAUUGAACAAGAAAAUUAUCCUGAUGGUGUUCAUAUUCCAAAAAGUAUUGAAUAUCCUUUUAAAGACUUGGAAAUACUCGGUUUGAUAUACACCGAUCUUCACUACAAAGAAAAUAAUUUAUUUUCCUAUAAAAUAGAACAAGAUUGUUUAAUUUCUUCAUUUGAGUUAAUAUUUUUUUAUAAAAUGAGUAAGUUAAUAAAGAAAGAUGAUUUAAUUAAUGUUUGUGUAACGUUGGAUGAAGAAAGUAAUAUUAUAUUAAAGAAUUAUAUGAUAAGUAAGCAGUUAGUGGCUUUAUUAGAUGCUGAUAUUCUUAAAUUAUGUAGUGAUCAAACCGUUUUCCUUAAUAAUGACAGGGAGAUACUUUAUAUGUAUAAAAACGAGUAUAAUUAUGAUGAGUCUAUUAAAGCAUCACCGUUUGUACCUUUAGAAUAUUUUAUAGUUACAUCUGAAGUAGGUUUUUAUCAAAAAUCGUUAUUUAAAUCAAACUUAUCUUUAUCUGUUAACACACUUCGUAAACUUGCUGAUUAUUUUAAUGGUGAGUAUGUUUCAUUUGAUAAGUAUAGUAAUUUUAAUGUGUUACUUGCAAUUAGUAAAUAUAAUAAAGAUCUCGGUAACAAGUUACUUAAGAGUGUAAUAAAAAAUAAUAUUGAAGAUUUUACUAAAUUAACAGAAACAACAAAAUUUAAUGAGUUUAUAAUUCAGGUGGAUGAUGAAAGAGAUAUGGGAUGGAUUUGUAAUGCUUGUACCUUUAAAAAUACGAGUGGUAAUUUAAAAUGUAACGUAUGUGGUGGAAGUAAAUGA